Molecule: messenger RNA, 1750 nt
Organism: Lolium rigidum
Lineage: Eukaryota; Viridiplantae; Streptophyta; Magnoliopsida; Poales; Poaceae
Product: translation initiation factor eIF-2B subunit beta
Exons: 9
Coding region: 97-1338 (413 amino acids)
Biological process (GO): translational initiation
Cellular component (GO): eukaryotic translation initiation factor 2B complex
Molecular function (GO): translation initiation factor activity; guanyl-nucleotide exchange factor activity
Source: RefSeq, a predicted model, not a curated record
CUUCUAUCUGAAAACCCUAACCCCCUCCUCCGUCUCGCCGCCGAUCAGACCCCAAAUUCGGACCCGUGUGUCUCCCGGCCCCAGCCGCGCGCCGCCAUGCCGGACGUGCAGCCGCUCGUCAGCGACUUCGUCCUCAAGCUCAAGCGCCGUAAGGUGGAGGGGUCGCAUGCCGUGGCGCGACAGACGGCGGAGCUGCUGAGGUCAGUGGUGUCGCAGCACCGGAUGGGCAGCACUAACCAAGCGGCCGCUCUCGCCGACGCCAUCCGUGCCGUCGGGGAGCAUCUCAUAGCAGCCAAUCCCAUCGAGCUUGCUGUUGGAAACAUUGUGAGACGUGUCUUGCAUAUAAUAAAAGAGGAAGACAUAUCUUCUACAGCAGUUGGUAUCGAAGGUCUUUCUGUAACUGCUGUCAGUGACGAUGAAUAUGACAGUGGAAAUGAUGACCGUCCUACCUUAUCGGCUGCUGUUCUUGCGUCCCAUGCUAGAAACACUCUUCGGGCACCUUCAUUGCAGACUCUCCUGGAUGAUAUUCCUGUGAGCACUGCCCUUUCACACUCUGCAUCAUCAGCUGGGGAUUCUGAUGGGAAAACUGGAGAUAAGAGCUUGAAAACUCGGAAACUAAAGCAUGAUGUUAUUGCUGCCAUUGGUGACCUUAUUGAGGAGAUAGAUACAUGUUAUGACCAGAUUUCUGAGCAAGCGGUUGAACUUAUUCACCAAAAUGAGGUCAUCCUAACUCUAGGUCGUUCGAGAACCGUGAAAGAGUUUCUGUAUGCUGCAAAAGAGAAGAAGCGAUCUUUUCGUGUAUUUGUUGCUGAAGGUGCUCCAAGGUACCAGGGACAUGUUCUUGCGAAAGAGCUGGUUGAGAAAGGGGUACAGACUACUGUUAUAACUGAUUCAGCUGUUUUUGCUAUGAUCUCUCGAGUGAACAUGGUUAUCGUUGGAGCUCAUGCAAUAAUGGCAAAUGGUGGAGUCAUUGCACCAAUUGGGAUGAAUAUGGUUGCUCUUGCUGCUCAAAGGCAUGCUGUGCCCUUUGUUGUGGUUGCUGGCAGUCAUAAGUUGUGUCCUUUAUAUCCACACAACCCAGAGGUUUUACUCAAUGAGCUUAAAUCACCAUCUGAUUUGCUUGACUUCGGCGAGUUCUCGAAUUGCAUGAAUUUCAGUACUCAGGAUGGUACUCCUCUCCUAGAUGUUGUCAAUCCAACAUUCGACUAUGUGCCACCGAAGCUCGUCAGCCUUUUUGUCACCGAUAGUGGUGGGCACAGUCCAUCAUAUAUAUACCGGCUUAUUUCUGAGUACUACUCAGCUGAUGAUUUGGGAGUACGGCGGAUGUCAUCGUCUUGAAAGAACACAAGGCAGUGUGUUAUCAUUAUGAAGAUAAUAUGGGAUCUUGGUUAAACCCAAGCAACGUUGCCGCACUUCGUCGCAGUAUGCUGUUUUGCCUGUAGAGUUGGAGGCUGCCCUCUUAAGUGGAAUUUGCUGGUUUGUCCUCCAAGUUCAGUUGUGUAAUUACUGUCAGAUUGAAGGAGAUAAAUGCAAGCAUGCUCCUUGAGAUAGUUAACUUUAUGGCUUUUUUCUGUGUUACCGCUGAGGCAAUGGGGGGCAGGGCUCAGCCGUUUAAUGAAUGAACUGUAUAAACUAUAGAAGCUAGAUAUAUGUGAUGCAGAGUGCGCAGUACUGCAGUUUCUCUAAGAGCGGAGAGCUGCUCUAGCACAUAUUUUGGUGGCUGCGUUUCGAAAAACAUUAUACUUUCGCA